UUCCAACUCUUCCCUGGCCACGCACCAGUUUGUCUUCGUUUCAUUUCCUACUGAACUCUGAAAACUCACCAUGUUCCGUUUCUCCAUGUCUGUGACCUGAAAUACCUUUGCAUCUCAAUCCACAAAAUGAAACUUUCUCGCCCUCAAAUACAUAUCUCAAAGCCAAUCGCUAUUUUCCUAUCGAAACCCAAAUACUUUUGCAACUGUAAAUCCUCCACAAUUCAGGAUAAUGACGAAAAGGAAGCAGACUCCCACUUCAUAUCCAUCCUUACAAGCAUCCUAAGAGGAAAGCAAAGCUGGAAAAUUGCAUUAAACGAUCCAUUCAUUUCAAGCAAGUUAAAGCCUCACCAUAUUGAGAAAGUCUUGAUACAGUCCCUUGACGAUUCCAGGUUAGCUUUGAGGUUCUUUAAUUUUCUGGGUUUGCACAAGAACUUUUAUCACUCAACGAUGUCGUUUUGUAUCUUAAUUCAUGCUCUGAUUAAUGCUAAUUUGUACUGGCCUGCUUCUUCACUCUUGCAAACUUUGCUUCUUCGUGGUUUGGAUCCAAGAGAUGUUUUUGAGGCUUUCUGGAAUUCUUUUAAGGAAUGUAGAUUUAAUUCUUGUUUAGGUUUUGACUUGUUGAUUCAAAAUUAUGUACAGAAUAAGAGAGUUUUUGAUGGUGUUUUAAUAUUAAGGUUAAUGAGGGAGAAUCAUUUGAUGCCUGAACUGAGGACUUUGAGUGCCCUAUUAAAUGAUUUGUUGAUGAUCAGACGAUUUGACAUGGUUUUAACUUUGUUUGAUGAGAUUGUGAAUGGGUAUAUUAAGCCUGAUAUCUACAUUCAUACAGCUGUAAUUCGAAGCCUGUGUGGGUUGAAGGAUUUUGUAAAGGCAAAGGAAAUGAUUCAGUGGAUGGAGUUUAAUGGAUGUGAACUGAAUGUAGUAUUGUAUAAUGUGUUAAUUCAUGGGCUUUGCAAGGGUCAGAGAGUUUGGGAGGCAAUUAACAUUAUGAACAAUUUGAUCCGAAAAGGGUUGAAAGCUAAUGUGGUAACUUAUUGUACUAUAGUACUUGGGCUAUGCAAGGUGCAAGAGUUUGAACUUGGCAUUGAGAUAUUGAAUGAAAUGAUUGAGUUAGGAUUUGUCCCUAGCGAGGCAGUUGUUUCAGGUCUUGUUGAGGGGCUGAGAAGGAAAGGGCUUAUUAUGGAUGCUUUUUAUUUGGUAAACAGGGUUUUAAAGUUUGGAGUAUUGCCCAAUUUAUUUGUAUACAAUUCACUUUUGAAUUCUUUGUGUAAAAAUGGAAAAUUUGAUGAAGCAGAAUUGCUUUUCAAGGAAAUGGAAGAGAAGGGUUUAUGCGCGAAUGAUAUUACUUAUUCCAUUCUGAUUGAUUCAUUUUGUAGAAGGGGAAAAUUGGAUCUUGCUACUCAUUUUCUUGAUAAAAUGUUCAAGGAAGGGAUAAAAGUUACAGCGUAUCCCUAUAAUUCCUUGAUAAAUGGUUAUUGCAAAUUGGGAAAUUUGCUUGCAGCAGAGACUUGUUUUGAUGAGAUGCUCAAUAAUGGAUUAACUCCAACAGUUGUAACCUACACAUCCCUAAUAAGCGGAUAUUGUAAUGAAGGAGAGUUGAAUAAGGCGUUUAGAUUGUAUCAUGAGAUGAAUAGCAAGGGCAUUGCCGCAAAUACGUAUACCUAUACUGCAAUGAUAUCUGGCCUCUGUCAAGCAAAUAAGAUGGCUGAGGCAAUAAGAUUGCUAGAUGAAAUGAGAGAACGAAAUAUCGUGCCAAAUGAGGUUACUUACAAUGUUAUGAUUGAAGGAUAUUGCAGGGAAGGAAAUACGGUAAAAGCCUUCGGCUUGCUUGAUGAGAUGGUAGAGAAGGGCCUUGUCCCAGAUACGUAUACCUAUAGACCUCUAAUAAGUGGUCUAUGUUCUACUGGAAGAGCAUCUGAAGCGAAAGAGUUCAUUGAUGACCUUCACAAAAUGAAUCGCAAGGUAAAUGAAAUGUGCUAUGGUGUACUUUUGCACGGUUUUUGCAAGGAAGGGAGGUUCAGGGAAGCACUGAAUGCUUCUCGUGAGAUGGUGGAGAGAGGUGUGGACAUGGAUCUUGUAUGUUAUGCUAUACUCAUAGAUGGAACUAUGAAAGGACAUGAUUCUAGGACAUUAUUUGGUCUUUUGAAAGAAAUGCAUGAUCGUGGAUUGAGACCCGAUAAUGUAACAUAUACAAACAUGAUUGAUAGACACAGCAAGGCAGGUAAUUUUAAGGAGGCAUUUGGGCUUUGGGAUAUAAUGGUUGAUGAAGGAUGCAUUCCAAAUAUUGUAACAUACACUGCUCUGAUAAAUGGAUUGUGUAAGGCAGGAUUCAUGGACAAGGCUGAGAUUCUUUGUAAGGAAAUAUUGGUUGGCAAUUCAAUUCCAAACCAAUUCACAUUUGGUUGCUUCCUUGACCAACUUUCCAGGGAAGGGAACAUGGAUAAAGCUGUAGAGCUUCACAACACAUUGCUUAAAGGGUUUCUAGCAAACACCGUUUCAUAUAAUAUACUUAUUCGGGGAUUUUGCAAAUUGGGUAGGAUUCAGGAAGCAACAGAGCUUUUACAUGGAAUGGUAGCCAGUGGUAUUUUCCCGGAUCACAUCACUUAUUCAACAAUCAUCUAUGAGCAUUGCAGAAGGCGGAAUUUACAAGAAGCCACCAAAUUGUGGCAAUCUAUGCUAGACAAGGGUGUCAAACCAGAUAAGCUAUCAUAUAAUUUUAUGAUAUAUGGUUGCUGCAUAGCUGGAGAACUAGAAAAAGCUUUGGAAUUGCAGGAUGACAUGACAAGAAGAGGUAUGAAGGUAAAUCAAGUGACGUACGAUACUCUUAUUCAGGGAGCUGACUCGCAAAGCUCAGUUUUGUCCGCUGAUAGGUAAUUUUGCUUGUAAAUAGUUGUGCCAUAUGUGUUGAAUAGAAAACUUAACAGGGUUCUUGUGGCAUUGAGUUGGUUGAUAGUCUGUGCUCUUGGCCUAGAACCACAAAUUUGAUGGUCAAAAGGAAAAUGCUGAAGCUAGCUAGGAGAAAAUCAUAGCAUUAGAAUAUCAUAUUGUGUUAGGAUUGGUUAAACACCCUUGUUGGCCUACUAUUAGUUUUGUUGAAGCAAUAAUUUAAAGUGAUUAAUUUUUUAAGCCAA
This is a messenger RNA of Jatropha curcas, 3128 nucleotides long. Its product is annotated as Pentatricopeptide repeat (PPR) superfamily protein. NCBI's taxonomy places the organism in Eukaryota, Viridiplantae, Streptophyta, Magnoliopsida, Malpighiales, Euphorbiaceae. The record is from RefSeq and is a predicted model, not a curated record. Gene Ontology annotation, molecular function: protein binding.